AUCGCGCCGCGAGAGCACGUGCAAAACGCUCCUCCCUCGGGGAGGCUAAACCAAUCGGAUGGUGGCUAACAAGAAGUGGGGGAAUGCUUAGCCAAUCAGAGCCCGCCGUAGAACGGACGGGGCCCGAAGGCGCGAAGCGGCGGCGCUGCGCUGGGCUGAGGCGCGAGGCCGCCGUCGUGUGAGGGCGAUGGCGGCCGGGCCUGGGCGGUGGCGGCGCCUUGAGGCAGGGGCUGGGGAUGCUCCUGCUCCUUGGGGCCUUGCUGGGGGCUGCCCAGGCCGCGGUGUAUUUCCAGGAGCAGUUUCUGGAUGGAGCCGGCUGGCAGAAGAGGUGGGUGCACUCCGAGUACAAGGCAGAAAGGCUGGGGAUGUUUAAACUCACGGCUGGGAAGUUCUACGGAGAUCCUGUGAGAGAUAAAGGUCUUCAAACUAGUGAGAACUCCAAAUUUUAUGCAAUCUCCUCACGAUUUAAACCAUUUAGUAACAAAGGGAAGACUCUGGUCAUUCAAUAUACAGUGAAACAUGAGCAAAAGAUUGAUUGUGGUGGGGGAUACAUUAAGAUUUUUUCCUCAGACUUGGAUCAGAAGAACCUGAGUGGAGAUUCCCGUUACUAUAUAAUGUUUGGGCCAGAUAUUUGUGGAUCCGAGACAAAGAAAGUCCAUGUUAUUUUAAAUUACAAGAAUAAACCCCACCCAAUCAAGAAACCAAUCAGAUGUAAGGUUGAUGGAUAUACACAUCUGUAUACUUUGAUUAUAAGGCCAGAUCAGACUUACGAAGUAAAAAUUGAUAAUGAAGUGGCUGCAUCAGGCAACUUAGAAGAUGAUUUAGAUUUUUUGCCACCAAGGAAAAUUAAUGAUCCAGCAGUGAAGAAACCCCAUGACUGGGAUGAUCGAAUCCAAAUUGAUGAUCCAAAUGACAUCAAACCUGAGGAUUGGGAUGAACCUGAAUACAUCAUGGACACUAGUGCUGAGAAACCUGAAGACUGGAAUGAUUCUGUGAAUGGAAAAUGGAGUUACCCUAUGAUCAAGAAUCCUCUAUACAGAGGGGAGUGGCAACCAAGGCAGAUUGAUAACCCAAAUUACAGAGGGGUUUGGCCUCACCCAAAGAUUGACAAUCCAAAUUACUCGCCAGAUUACAAUAUCUACAGUUUUGAAAACAUCAGCAUUAUUGGACUAGAUAUCUGGCAGGUGAGAGCUGGCACAAUUUUUGACAACUUCUUGAUAACAGAUGAUGAGGAUUAUGCAGAAGACUUUGGAGAUGAAACAUGGGGAGAAACAAAGGAUCCCGAAAAGGAAAUGAACAUCAGGCAGACUGAGGAGGAGCAGGAGAGAGAGAGGGUCAUAGAAGAAAAAUACUUUGAGCAACGAUUUAAGAAAAAAAUAAAGGAAAAAAGAAAAUCUCAAAGAGAUCGAGUGAUGAGGAGCUCUAUCAAGAAAGAAGAGCUUUAAUUAUGUGAAAGACAUUUUUUUUCCCAGUUAUCUCUAUAAAGAUUUUGAUGUUUUGCUAACAGCUUGUUGAAAUUUGCAUUGUUGAAGUUGUAUUAAGGCUGGACUUAAAAAUAUUUUGUGAACUUUCAGUUUUGUUACAAAGUACUAUAGUGUACUUCUAAUGUUAUUAAAAAUUUACCUUUUAUUGCAAUUGUGUUAAAUACAUCUUAAGUAUUACAUUAAAAGCACCGUUUUUGGAACGGUUUCUCAUAAUUUAAUAUUAAAAUUCAUGCUCAUUUUGAAGAGAUCAAAAUGAGCGUUUUGUUAUUUCAUUAAAGGAUUUUGCAUGUCAGAUGUGUAAAGUGUGUUUCACUACAUACUUCAAACUAAGAAGAUAAACUUUGCUAAGCUUCUGUAGUAAUUGUGCACCUGUCCCUGUUCCAAGGAUUACUGCAGUUGUAUCGCUGCUGGGCCCUUGCUGUAGCUGCUCCCUUUCUCUUUGGCUUCAGUGCGUGUUUCUGAACCAGGAACCACUGCAUAUUUUUGUUUGACCUCUUGUAACUUGUUCUUUUAACUUUGUUCAGUCACUUCUAUCACGUGUCUUUUCUUAGUUCUUUUCUCUUGUCUUUGUGCUCUUCUGC
Anas platyrhynchos (mallard) is the source of this 2065-nucleotide messenger RNA. It is a transcript of the gene CALR3, whose product is annotated as calreticulin 3. Gene Ontology annotation, biological process: ERAD pathway; protein folding. Gene Ontology annotation, cellular component: endoplasmic reticulum; endoplasmic reticulum membrane. Gene Ontology annotation, molecular function: calcium ion binding. NCBI's taxonomy places the organism in Eukaryota, Metazoa, Chordata, Aves, Anseriformes, Anatidae. The record is from RefSeq and is a predicted model, not a curated record.